Molecule: messenger RNA, 1632 nt
Organism: Pseudo-nitzschia multistriata
Lineage: Eukaryota; Bacillariophyta; Bacillariophyceae; Bacillariales; Bacillariaceae
Source: the annotation of a GenBank genome assembly
GUAGCUAUUGAUUCAACAGUAUUGAUGUCAACAAUUGAAAUCAACGCCCACUGAUCUCUUUCUCAGCACAGUGUCGGAGAUAGAUAUAUCUCAUCUUGAAUGCAAUAGAUUGUAAUAGAUUGUAAGAUUAUUAUGGAACGGGAACGUGUCGAAGCUCAGAGUGCUCAUUUCAAGUCGCAAUCAGAAAAGGCUCAUCAUCUUCCGCAUCCCGAGAAAGCCACGAAAGGAAAUAAUAAAAAUCCCUUAGCUGGUGUCUAUCUGAAUAACGACAGCGAACAUAAAGCAGACGCCGGUGUCGCUGCCGCUGUACCUUCUUCUUUGGAUUUAAGUGAAACCGAAGCGAAGCCGAGAGAAAACAACAACUUCGACCCCUCUCUUCCUUCUCGUCGGAAAUCAAAUCGAGAUGUCAAUGUACGUUACUUAUGCAAGAUUUGGCACUCAACAUUUCCCCAUUCGUACUUCAAUGUUAACGACGAUGCAAAGGAUGUAUCAGACUUCAAUCGAUACAAAUACUUCUGAAGACGCCAAUUGUCAUUUCCGUACGGGGGCACUCACAUCAUCCUUUUUUGAUCAUAAAAUAUGAAUUAUCGGCGGUGAAAAAGUCAAUUCGCCUGUCUGGAGUCGGAAAGACCGCUCAUACAUUCUAUCGUCGAAUGCAUUCUCUUUUUUUCUCCAACUCCAGCCGAGAAGAAUACGAAGCUUUGUUUAUUAAUGGCAGCAGGAGACGCAAAAGGAGGGAGAACAAUGUGAGUACCGGUAGUGAUUUUAGACCUCGAAUCAAUACCAAUAUUUCUGGCGUCAAUUCCAUUUCUAUUGCAACUACUUCCACCGACAGUCCCAAGCAGGUAGAGGGAAAGAUUCAGGUUCAGAGAGUCACUAAGCCCGAAGAAGCUUGCAUCUAUGUGAUUGACAACUUUUUAACGSAAAAAGAACUUGAAUAUUUUGACGAGAAAAUCAGGUCGAUUCCUUUUGAAAGAUCCUUUGUCGACAAUAUGAGAUACAACAACGAGAACCAUGACUAUAACGACGACGAGCAAAACUGUGAUGAAGAUAACAUCAUUUAUAGUGGCGAUGGUACCGAUGCAAAGGGGAUACUAGAUGGAAAAAAAAAAGAAGGUAAAGAUCCUACUAUUACCUUUCAGAUCAAGAAACAAACCUCAUCGAUAGAUAAAACGAAUGAAGCAGAAAUUGCUAGCUCUGGAAAUCGGGAGAAUCAAAUAUCUGUCAAAGAUGAAGAKAUGAAAAAGAAAAUUGUAAAGAAAAGAAAAAAACGAGAACGAAAAACCUUGAUAGAUGAUUCCCAUAGAACAUCCACAUUUUAUUCAUUUCGGAAGCUUCACGAUCGUAAAAUUAGCGGUCUGGAAAGAAGAAUUGCCAACAUGCUUGGCUGCUGGGUCCAUCAAAUUGAAGCCUUACAACUGGUUCGUUAUGUCCCCGGUCAAUUUUUUGGAAUCCACCAUGAUUUGGGAAAUUUGUUGGCCGAUGACAGUGUUGAAUUACCUCGGAAAGAUUGGGCGUGCAAACGGCGUUUGGUCACUAUUUUCUGUUAUUUGAAUACCCUCAAAGAAGACGAAGGAGGAUGCACAUACUUUCCAAAAUGCAGCCACUUGAGAAUAAAACCAAAACGUGGUC